AUGGCGCUCAAGCGCAUAUCCAAAGAACUUGUAGACCUGGGAAAGGACCCACCGGCAAACUGCUCCGCUGGUCCCGUUGGUGACGAUUUGUUUCACUGGCAGGCAACGAUUAUCGGGCCGCCAGACUCUCCCUACGCUGGUGGCGUCUACUUCCUCAACAUUCACUUUCCGACGGACUAUCCGUUUAAACCACCAAAGGUGCAGUUUACGACGAAAAUUUAUCACCCGAACAUCAACUCGAACGGUUCGAUAUGUUUGGAUAUUUUGCGGGAACAGUGGUCACCGGCGUUGACCAUCUCGAAAGUGCUGCUCUCUAUCUGCUCGUUAUUGACGGACCCGAAUCCCGACGAUCCUCUGGUCCCGGAUAUCGCACACAAGUACAAGACGAACCGGGCAAAGUACGAGGAAGAGGCACGAGAAUGGACACGGCGCUACGCGAUGUGA
This is a messenger RNA of Cyanidioschyzon merolae strain 10D, 444 nucleotides long. RefSeq names its product probable ubiquitin-conjugating enzyme E2. NCBI's taxonomy places the organism in Eukaryota, Rhodophyta, Bangiophyceae, Cyanidiales, Cyanidiaceae. The transcript has a single exon. Gene Ontology annotation, molecular function: ubiquitin conjugating enzyme activity. Gene Ontology annotation, cellular component: nucleus. The record is from RefSeq and is a predicted model, not a curated record. Bases 1 to 444 code for a protein of 147 amino acids. Gene Ontology annotation, biological process: protein polyubiquitination.